This is a messenger RNA of Gryllus bimaculatus (two-spotted cricket), 483 nucleotides long. The record is from the annotation of a GenBank genome assembly. Lineage: Eukaryota; Metazoa; Arthropoda; Insecta; Orthoptera; Gryllidae.
UGCCUCGGCGACCAGCGACUCUCGACCAUCUACUCCAACUACACGCUUGUCAAAAGCACGGCACGCACGUGGUCGGGGAGAAGUCGCCUUGAUUUCCGCGCCGGGCGGCUCUUCGGCAGCGUAGACCCUGCGCACCAAUACGAGACGCAGCGCAAGACGCUGGAGCGUCACCAGCAACUCCUGGACUCUGACCCACUUGUCUCUGAACCUCUCACCCCCGACGCUGGCCCUGCCCGGGCAGCCGAAGCUGCCACAGUGUUCUACGAGAACGCGGCGCCGCAAUGGCGGAGUGUCAACGUGGGUGCGUGGGCGUGGGUGGAGCGCGCAGCGCGCAGCCUGGCGGCGGAGCGCGGAGACUUGCUGGUAGUGACGGGGGUGUGCGGUCUGACGUCACUGCCCGAUGCGCAGGGGAAUCGCACCCCUCUCUUCCUUUUCGCCCAAGGCGCCCAGCGUAAGAUGCCCGUGCCCGCGCUCUACUGGAAG